Molecule: messenger RNA, 543 nt
Organism: Suillus fuscotomentosus
Lineage: Eukaryota; Fungi; Basidiomycota; Agaricomycetes; Boletales; Suillaceae
Exons: 2
Coding region: 1-543 (180 amino acids)
Source: RefSeq, a predicted model, not a curated record
AUGCCACUUGUCGUCCAUCCCUCAAGUCGCUGUGACGUUUGCCUUGAUCCCUAUUCGACCUCCUCAGAUCUUGCUACUUCUCCGCAUACAAUUGAGUGUGGUCACAUCUUCUGUUUCGGGUGCCUUCACUCCUUAAACACAAAUACAUGUCCUCUCUGUCGCGAACCGUUCGAUCUAGAUGGUGUCAAGAGACUACAUAUCGGAAAUCCACUCGAACAAGAUAAUGCUGAACGAGACAAUGCCGAACAGGGUGUUGUUCCCAAUCGUGCUGAUUUUCUUCUUCGUCGGAUAUCUCUAGUCUCAGGCGAAGGUGUCCCCGAAGUCGAUGCCGAUGAAGUAGUCUCCGAAGUACAGGAAUGGCUACAGUCUCAACCGGGUGACCCAAAUUCUGUGAGUCUCUUUUCAUUCUGCAGGCGCAUCACAAACGCGAUGUAUACCUAUGCUUGCUGUCAGUACCUGACCCAAUUCUCAUCAAAUUUCUCAUAUGCGGCAUUUUUAGCAUAUACCACUUCGAGCCGCCUUAGACUCCCUCCAGCGAUAUAA